UAAGUUCCCGUGUGUUCCGUGAGUUGGUAAGAGUGUUGCGGCCGCAGGUUUGGAAAACAUGAGACGCCAGCAUAUAGGUGCAAGGGCCAGUAUAAUAAAAAGAUUACUUGUAUAGCACUACAGCUAUAUCUUGCAGACAUCAAGAGGUCGAGGAGACAGCGUAGAGUACGCUACACCUAGCGUAAAUAAGAGGAAGAUUGGUGUCAUAUUUAUCACAUUAAAGUAUGUUUAAUCCAAGUACAUUUGGGAGCAGUGGCUCUGGGUUUGGGGGAUUUGCAUUACCUAGUUCUACUCCAGCAUCUGCAAACCCUAUGAAGGAUUUUGAGGUUGUGAAUCCACCAGAUGACUCUGUUCAGUGUAUGGAAUUCUCCCCACCAUCCAAUCCCCAAGACUUUCUAGUAGCUGGAAGCUGGGACAAUAAUGUAAAGACUUGGCAAGUACAAUGUAAUGACAAUAAAAGUUUAAGUUAUGCUCCACAAGGAUCCAUUAUGGGACCACUCUUGUCUGUAAUCUACAUCAGCAACAUUAAUAACAAAGUGUUCAUGGCAAGUGCUGACAAAACAGUUCACUGCUGGGACUUGGGGAGCAACCAGAAGAUGCAGGUGGCGCAGCAUGAUGCUCCGGUUAAAACAGUUCACUGGAUUAAGGCACCCACCUAUUCCUGCAUCAUGACCGGCUCUUGGGACAAGACGCUCAAAUUUUGGGACACAAGGAACCCCCAACCCAUAUUAACUAUCAACUUGCCAGAGCGAUGCUACUGUGCUGAUGUAGAGUAUCCCAUGGCAGUGGUUGGCACUGCUAAUCGUCAUCUAAUUGUAUACCAACUUGAAGGACAACCACAAGAAUUCAAACAAAUUGAAUCGCCACUCAAAUAUCAGCAUCGGUGUGUUGCAAUCUUCAAAGACAAGAAAGGGGCAGGUGCUCCUGCUGGCUUUGCUCUGGGCAGUGUUGAGGGACGGGUGGCUAUACAGUAUAUCGUGACUGCUUCUCCACGGGACAAUUUCACUUUCAAGUGUCACCGCUCCAAUGGUACCUCCAAUGGGUUCCAAGACAUAUAUGCAGUAAAUGAUAUCAAGUUUCAUCCAGUUCAUGGCACACUGGCUACAGUGGGUUCUGAUGGGAGAUUCAGCUUUUGGGACAAAGAUGCCCGCACAAAGCUGAAGAACUCGGAGGCUAUGGAGCAGCCUAUCUCUUGUUGUGCAUUUAACCACAAUGGCCAAAUAUUUGCAUAUGCUGUCUCAUAUGAUUGGUCCAAGGGUCAUGAAUAUUUUAAUCCACAGAAGAAGAAUUAUAUUUUCCUAAGAUCAUGUUAUGAUGAACUCAAACCACGGAGUCGCUAAUUAGUUGCCAGAGUUGUUAUCACAGGUGACCAUAAACGUAAUGUUAAUGCAAGUGCUGCUGCUGCAGAUGAAAGAAUGCACGUGCUUCUCAUGCAUGAAGGAAUGAUGUGCAUUUUUGGGGUUUGUGUAUUACGAGUGCUGCUUCGGUAAAUAUAUAUUUAUAUUGGGUUUAGUAGAACACUAAUUUUGUUAUACACUGGUGGAGUGUAUCCUCAACAGCAGUUAGGAGUUUGAGCCAUGAAUACAUUAUAGUACGGUGUAAAAUUAGGUGAAUUCUUUACACAUUGUUAAGAAAAACAAUCAAAUUCAUGUAAAAUUUAAAUCAGCCCUUUUAAUCUUCACAAACAAGGCAUAAGUGAUUAAAGGCAAGUUAUAGUAUAUUUAACAAAUUUCAUAUGAAUGCCACACAAGAAGAGAACACAAGGUUUCAGCCAGUCCUGGAUUGUUAAUCUUUACUUUACCAUAACAUUAAUACAGUAUAUGUCUUAUCACAGAUGUAAUAACAUAGGAUAAAAAAACUUAUGUAUUUGUAUAUUUUAUGAAAAGCUGUUAACUACACCAAGUCUUUCACACUGCUGAGUGCAUUAUCAAGGUGGUUAUGUGGUUAGGACGAGACUUGCAUCUCAAUGACAGUUUCGUCCUAACCAUAUACUUAAGACCUGGAGAGUGCGAAAGACUUGGUGUAGUUUAAACCUUUACAUAAAACACAAAUAUGUAAGUGUAGGUGUUUUAUCCUUAACAUUAAUUUUUGUUAUGAAUGAUCAUUUGCACUACAGUAUAUUCAGUUUUUGUUAUAGAUGAUCAAUGCACUAUAUUCAUGAAGCUUUGUAUUUAAACAUCCAGUACUAAAUAUUGUUAUUGUCACACUUAAAUAAAAACUAAAAUGUAAUAUCUGCUUUUGAAAAUAUUUGAAUCACAUUAAGUAUAUAACAUUCAUAUAAAUGCUUCUCAUGUCUUACUUUAUUUUGUUUCAAAACCAUAUAAAAAAAAAUUCAGGAGAGUUUUUUAUUAUUGUGCAACUUAUUUUUUUAUAUACAAAUUAAGGUCAUAAGUGACCCAAAGUAGAACGGGACAUUAUUUACAAACUGUACAGUAAUUCCAUAAAUUGUACACAUUCCAUGCACAAGUUUCAAUUUUGGAACAUGUAAUUGAGGUUAUUACACUAAAUUAAUUUUCACAAACAUUAUCUCUACAGAGCAGCUUUACAUUGCCCAAUUUUUUUAUACCAAUUCCAAAAGGAUAAAUUUAAAUAUUCUUUACAAUCAUAAACGUUUAUGACUUUAAUAUAACUAAAGAAUAAACAUGAUUUUAUA
Messenger RNA from Procambarus clarkii (red swamp crayfish), 2653 nucleotides. The record is from RefSeq and is a predicted model, not a curated record. NCBI's taxonomy places the organism in Eukaryota, Metazoa, Arthropoda, Malacostraca, Decapoda, Cambaridae.